Molecule: messenger RNA, 1140 nt
Organism: Stomoxys calcitrans (stable fly)
Lineage: Eukaryota; Metazoa; Arthropoda; Insecta; Diptera; Muscidae
Exons: 4
Coding region: 226-984 (252 amino acids)
Molecular function (GO): transmembrane monodehydroascorbate reductase activity
Source: RefSeq, a predicted model, not a curated record
CCGACAACUCAUUCAUGAGAGGGUUGCGGACGCGUUUGGUUCAUUUCGUGGUUAAUUCGCGCAAACUUUAAAUCGCAGCAGCGUGUUAGCGUGUCGAAAUUUUUUCAAACAACUUUUGUUAAGUGUUUGAUCAAAGUGAACAUCUGUGAUACUAAGCAGUCAAGUGAUUUAAUUAUUUAUUAUAAACCUAUAUAUAGCAAACAACUAGUUUAAACAAAAGUCAAUAUGUCGUGUAAUAAUUUUGAAGUAUUUGAUGCCAACCCUGUGGUUCAACCCUUUAUGGCAGGCCAAUUUAACCUUACCAACGCAUGUGAUAACUUAGCUGCCUUACCUAUGCACAACUUUUCAUCGUUAAUGGCGGUGGGAAUGAAUCUAUUCAAUCACAUUUUAAUUGUAACACUCACCUCUUACAUGGUCUACAAAUGCUGGCUUAUGGAAUUCCAAAAGACUGCGCUCCAUGCCCAUUUAUGCACAAUAGGGUUCGUACUGCUAAUGGCCGAAGGUGUGAUGGUACGCUAUCGAGCAAAUAUAUUAUUUUCCGACUAUUCGGCCGAAAGUAAAACUUUGCUCCAUGCUUUGCUACAAUUCAUUGGAGGCUUUUUGGGCAUUAUAGGCACUUUACAAAAGUAUUGGGGCAAGGAGGUGCACUUUAAAUCAAGACAUGCCAAAUUUGGUCUGGCUGCCUGCAUAUUUUGUUUCAUUAACUUUGUGGCCGGAUUUUGUGUGCUCAUACUACCCUCAACCCGCAUGACUAUGAAGCUGUUACACACCUCCUUGGGUCUAUUGACAUUUGUAACGGGCAUGUUGGCCCAGAUCUUUGGCUAUGAUACUGGAUUCUUUCAUCGCAAUUUCACCCACAAGCGUUUGUUCAAAUUUGUCACCUUUGUAAUUUUGGCCAUAUCCAUAAUUGGCCCCUUCAAGACAAUGACCUAUAAAAUGCAUUUGAUCUUUUUCGGCAACACUCCACUGCGUGGAAAUAUAUAAGGAGACAUAACUGUGAUAGACCAUUCUUAUUGAUUAUGCGCUAUUUUUUUCUCAGUUUUAAUAUACAUGUACGUAGUUUCAUUAAUUAAUUUAAGCAUCCCCAAUUUACCAUUGUAUAUAUAGAGAAAAAAAUAUAAAAAUUAUAAAACAUUGUAA